Molecule: messenger RNA, 831 nt
Organism: Yarrowia lipolytica CLIB122
Lineage: Eukaryota; Fungi; Ascomycota; Dipodascomycetes; Dipodascales
Source: RefSeq, a predicted model, not a curated record
AUGCCCGUCACUCAAGCCGAAACCCCCAAUUCGCUGCUGAGCAAGAAGCUCUCCACCGUCGUCUUUUUCGCUCUGGCCACCUACGCCAACAUCCAAUAUGGUAUCGCCACAUCCCACUCUGACCAUGAUGGUCCCGAUUGGAUCCACACCAAUGCUUUCUCGGCAAGCUCCAUCUUUAUCUUCAUUUUCUGGAUCCUGACCUUUGGUUUCCAGCUGCUGUACCUCAGCCAGGUCUUUUCCGCCGAGCCCGCUGCCAUCUCUGGCUCCAUUACCUACCACUUCUCUGUCUUCAACAUUCUUCACUUCCUGUGGGCCUGGCUCUUUGCCCGUGGCCACCUUGUUCUUGCUCUUGUUGUAACCGCUGCCAAUUUCUUUAACGUCCUGGCUCUUUACAUCUCGCACAAGACCUACUCCCUGCGACCUGCCUCCAACUUCAUCUUUAUUCACGUCCCCGUGUCUGCCCUGCCCUUGGCCUGGACUUUCUACAACAUCUUCUGGACUGGAGCUGCUGCUUUCCACGCCAACGGCCUGUUAGCUCGAAUCAUUGCCAACGUGCUCAUCUGGGACUUCCUUAUUGUCCCCGUGCUCAUUCUCUUCUUCUACCGAGAUUGGGCUUUUGGCUUUGCCGUCCAGUUCCUCACCUGGGGUAUUGGUGUGCACCAGCUCUUCUACAAGGUCAUUGCUCUGCAGUGGGGCUUUGCUUUCGCCGCUGCCGCCAUCACCUUUGUGCUCACCGUGCUCACAGCUGUUGGUCUUAUCUUCAAGAAGCCCGCCGUUGACCAGGUCGACGCCGAGAAUGAGCGAGCUCCUCUCAUCUCCAACCAGAACUAG